This is a messenger RNA of Thalassophryne amazonica, 3742 nucleotides long. RefSeq names its product connector enhancer of kinase suppressor of Ras 2a (gene cnksr2a). Bases 187 to 3222 code for a protein of 1011 amino acids. The transcript has 24 exons. The record is from RefSeq and is a predicted model, not a curated record. NCBI's taxonomy places the organism in Eukaryota, Metazoa, Chordata, Actinopteri, Batrachoidiformes, Batrachoididae. Gene Ontology annotation, cellular component: cytoplasm; membrane. Gene Ontology annotation, biological process: regulation of signal transduction. Gene Ontology annotation, molecular function: protein binding.
CUCGUCAGACCGGACCGAGCUGAGAAAUGUACCGGAUCCCGCACACGCACGGCCUGUCCCGCACUGAGGGCUGCGCUGCGGUCACGGCGCGCGUGGAUUAGAGGGUCCACCUGGGUGGGAGGAGGGAGGGAGUGCGCGGGGAAGAGAGCCGUGUGCGGAACGGAGAGUCGGCGCAAAGUUUCCUCGAUGGCGCUGGUGAUGGAGCCGGUGAGCAAAUGGAGCACGAGCCAGGUGGUGGAGUGGAUGAAAGGUCUGGACGACUGUUUGCAGCAGUAUGUGGGUGUGUUUGAGCACGGAGGCGUGUGUGGAGAGAGGCUGCUGAGAAUCAGCCACGCCGAGCUGGAGGAACUGGGAGUUUCUCGUAUUGGACACCAGGAGCUCAUUGUGGAAGCGGUCGACUUGCUCUGUGCUCUGAACUCAGGUCUGGAGACAGAGAGUGUGAGGACUCUGGCUCAUAAGCUGGGUGCUUCAGCCAAGAACCUUCAGAACUUCAUUUCUGGCCGCAGACGCAGCAGCCAGUCAGAAAGCAGAACCUCGCGGCGGCUCCCCAAUGAUCUCCUGACUUCUGUUGUUGACCUCAUCACUGCCGCCAAGAGCCUGUUAGCCUGGCUGGACAGGUCUCCGUUUGCUGCAGUGGCAGACUAUUCAGUAACCAGAAAUAAUGUCAUUCAGCUGUGCCUGGAGCUCACCACCAUCGUGCAGCAGGACUGUACGGUGUUUGAGACGGAGAACAAAAUCCUUCAUGUGUGUAAAACUCUGUCGGAGGUGUGCGAACACAUUGUGUGCGUAUCGUCGGACCCACUGGUUUCUCAAUCAGCCCACCUCGAACUCGUCCAUCUCACCAACAUCAAACCCUCUGAAGGCCUGGGAAUGUACAUCAAAUCAACCUAUGACGGCUUACAUGUGAUCACAGGAACUACCGAAGGGUCUCCGGCUGAUCACUGUAAGAAGAUCCAUGCAGGAGAUGAAGUCAUACAAGUCAACCAUCAGACUGUGGUGGGCUGGCAGUUGCGGAACCUGGUUGGCUCUCUGAGGGCUGACAAAGGCGUUGUGUCCCUAACACUGAAGAAGCGUCCCCAGAGUACGCUCAGCUCCGCUCCUGCACUGCUAAAGAAUAUGCGCUGGAAACCGCUGGCUCUGCAGCCAACAAGAAGUCCAAGCAGUAGCUCAGCCACACCAUCAGGCACGCCCACCAAGAGCUCCGCCCUUCAGGACCUUUACAUCCCUCCUCCACCAGCUGAGCCAUACACACCCAGGGACGAGACAGGAACGCAGUCUGGAGACGAGGUAUCACGUAACCACAGUGGCAUCAGAGCUGCUAAGCGCGCUGAGUCACCAAACUCCUUCCUAGAUCAAGAGUCCCUCCUGCGAGAAGAGGUGGAGUCUGUGUAUUGCACCACGCCCACCUAUGGUAGGUUGAGGCCCAUCUCCAUGCCUGUGGAGUGUAACUGGGUGAGCGACUACGAAGAUACCGCCAAACUCAACCGAGAAAGUCGCCGAGAAGCGUCACUCAUGCGGUACGUGGGAUUGUCUGGCGGUGAGGAGAGACCCAUCUCUGACGACUAUUCCUCCCACACUGCACGUCCAGGCAAACGGUCCAGUGACACAGCAAAGCGCGCAAAGAGGCGGAGCCACCACAGCCAAAGCCCCUCCCACUACGUCCUCCAGGCAAAUCAAAGGGAUUCUCCACCGAGAGACCCGGCUUCCAUAUAUCACACAUACCAACAGUCAUCCUCGCUGCAGUCAAAAAACAAGAAGAAGAAUAAAGGACAAGGUUUGGCCUCCCUCAGUCGGAGGCGUGUUUCCUGCAAAGCUCUGGGUCGAGGAGACUGUGAGGGCUGGCUGUGGAGAAAGAGAGACGCCAAAGGAUACUUUUCUCAGAAAUGGAAGAAGUACUGGUUUGUUCUAAAGGACAACUGCUUGUACUGGUACAUAAAUGAGGAGGAUGAGAAGGCAGAGGGCUUCGUCAGUCUUCCAGAGUUUAAGAUCGAUCGGGCCAGUGAAUGUCGCAAAAAGUAUGCUUUCAAAGCAUGUCACCCCAAGGUCAAGAGUUUCUACUUUGCGGCAGAUGGAGUGGAUGACAUGAACAGAUGGCUCAGUCGUCUCAACAUGGCUGCUGUGGGCUACGCCGAGCGAGAAAGGAUACGGCAGGAGCAGGAUUACUGGAGCGAGAGUGACCAUGAGGGUGACUCCACGUCCAGCCCCAAGCAGGACAGCCCCCCACCUCCAUAUGAUACCUACCCACGGCCUCCAUCAAUGAGUGCCUACUUGGAAGGCCGGACAACUCGACUGUCUUCCACUGAGACGUCUCGUUCACGCUCUUCCCAGGAGGACUUCCUUUGUGGCGACUCAACAGCGGCAACUGCAGAACCACAGUACCACCCUGGUCCUCUAGGGGGAGGCACCACACACAGUGGAAGAAAGCCCGGGGGCAGCAACAGCAGUGACGUGCAGUACCGAUGUGAUCCAGUAGAGUACCGCUCUAGUCCUGCAGGAGGAAGCAGUGAGACAGGCUCCCCAGGGCGCUCUUCUUCCUCUCAGCGACGCUCCUGGCAGGACUUGAUUGAGACGCCAUUGACUGAGGCUGGUCUGCACUACCUGCAGACUGGACCACUGGAGGACGCUGUGUUUGAUGAACCUGGACAGGGAGGUGGGUCUAUGAUGGCCGUUGGCGUUUACACGCUGCCCCCACAGAGGAAUAUCCCGUUGCCCAUGGCGAUGCAGAGGCUGAUUCCUAUGGCAACCCAGGGAGGGAAACCUCGCAGUUUCACACUGCCACGAGACAGCAAUCUACACACACUCCUCACCCCCCCUACGAAAGACGAACAGCACGCACACAAUGGUGGCAGCGAGGGUGCAUCGCUGGGUGACCUGUUCCGUGCAUGUGAGCAAGGUGGGGUGUGCCCUCUGGGGCGCGGUUCAGAGGCCAAAGGUCAAUCAGACUUCAGACAGUCGUUUCUCCGGCGAGCCGCUGACCCUCAGCUCAACGAGCGUCUGCAUCGACUCCGCAUACUCUCCUCCACGCUGAAGGACAGGGAGGGGGAGAUAGCGCUGAUUGACAAGCUGUUGGACAAUCCCCAGCUGUCGUCGGCAGAGUUCCAGGAGUGGAAGCGAGCCUAUGAGGAGCUGUUCUCCCACGAGCCGACCGCUGAAUCCGACCCCGGGCCGCCUCUGACCCCGUCGCUGGCGCACACACACUCCUAUAUUGAGACGCACGUCUGACAUGCACACAUGCGCUCUAAAGGUUGGCGUUCGGCGAAAUGGAAAGUGUCGCAUCAGCCUCGCACGACAGGUGGAGCAGGCGUUUGGCCACGCCCUCACAUCUAAACCAAUCUGCGAGCUGAUUGGUUACGCCACUCCAGCUGGCUUGCAAACUGAACAUUUCAUGUUAGCUUUUGUGCUCACUUUGAAACAGCCAUAAAAACGGACAACUGUCAUCGAUGUGUUGGUCCAGUCGAAUUACAGAAGAGUUUAUUGAUGAGCUUUCAUGCUGUUUGCUGCGCCGCAUUCAUACGGCGUGCAUCGCGUCUCACAGACGGCGUCCACACAUUGUACACUACCACGCCUUAUACUUGAUGUCUAAGAUAUUUACUGUACAGUGAGUAUGACAACAGAGAACAAUAAGCAUAGCUUUGUUUAUUUAAUGAAGUAUCAGUUUCUGUUCUGUUUGGGUUCAUUUGGUAGACACGGUGCAGGGCUGGACCUGAAGCGUGCACACCUGAAAUAAAAUGCAUUUAAUGGA